Anopheles marshallii is the source of this 2109-nucleotide messenger RNA. Its product is annotated as zinc finger protein ZFP2-like. The transcript has a single exon. Gene Ontology annotation, cellular component: nucleus. The record is from RefSeq and is a predicted model, not a curated record. Bases 1 to 2109 code for a protein of 702 amino acids. Gene Ontology annotation, biological process: regulation of transcription by RNA polymerase II. NCBI's taxonomy places the organism in Eukaryota, Metazoa, Arthropoda, Insecta, Diptera, Culicidae. Gene Ontology annotation, molecular function: zinc ion binding; DNA-binding transcription factor activity, RNA polymerase II-specific; RNA polymerase II transcription regulatory region sequence-specific DNA binding.
AUGGAUAUCUUGAUCGAGCCAGACUGCUACAAGGUGUGCCGCAUUUGCAUGGAAAGCUGCGAGGAUGAUUUCGUGUGCGUUUACGACGAGUUCGAGGAUGUGCUGCUGAGCGAGGUUAUCAAGGAGUGUGCACGGGUCGAAAUACGCAAGAAUGAUGCACUGCCACGGAAUGCGUGCCGGAACUGUGCUGAGUACAUGAUCAUUGCGUACCACAUUAUACAGAAAUGUCGUGACUCGGACGUUACGCUUCGAUCCAUCUUCAAGCACGAACUGAACCUGCAUCGGGAUGAAAAGAAAACGGAUUCGUCGGCAGUUACGGGACUGCGUGCAGAAGAUAUGGACCCGUCCGGCUAUGAGUUUCUGCUUGCCAACGGUUACGACGACAUGAUGCUAGCCGAGGAGGGUAUGUUGUUGGAGAACACGAAUGCAAAUUGUGACUUCGCACCGUCCAGCGAUAAGAAAACAGAUGAUGCGGAAGCGUUUGCUGAAACUGCUAUCCAGCAGUUGUUGCCCAUACAACCUUCUCAGCAGGACUAUCAGCAACAGCAAGAAGAUACUGCUCAACACCAGGAAUUGCACACGAAUCAAAUGAAGCCAGUAUUUUCGAAUGAAGACGUAGCUCUGAUUCUGAAGUACGAUGGUCUAGUUAUGGGCAAGAACGAUGCGGUUCACGAGUCUAGCGAAACCAACGAAGAGGACGCUUCGGUCAUUGUUCCUGAGUGGCAGCAAAAGUGUUGCGGUUGUCGGAAACUGUUUGAUAGCGAGCAAAGCUUACGGGAACACUGUCAAACCGUUCAUCUGCCGGUUGAAACAUCCCCAUCUAGGAGUGCCAUGAAUGAAGAAAAGCCGUUGCGCUGUAUGUUGUGCUUUAAGCGCUUCAGCAGCCAACAGCUGCUCAAGGAACAUCAACGAUCCGUUAACCGGAAGUAUGCCUGUCCGCAGUGUGGCAAGCGAUUUAUGACACAAGAAAACCUAGACAUUCACAGCAAAUGCCACAAGAAUACGGAAACGUACAAAUGCUGCGGCUGCCGGAUGGAUUUUGAGCAGGAACUAGACCUGUUAGUACAUUCACAGGAUGUACACCGGCCCGAACGAACAUCCGAUGCUCAAAAACCGUUCGAAUGUGACACGUGCUAUCGGCGCUACCCGACACGAAAAUCGCUAGCAACGCACAAACGACUGAUCCGCCAAUACCAAUGCCAACUGUGUGGUGCCAUGUUUAUGAAGCAACUCUUCCUGAAACUUCAUGUGGAGCGGGCACACAGCCAACAGCAGGCUGUAGAAAAGCUUCGGCGAUGCUGCGGUGGUUGCAAGGAAGAGUUCGAAGAUGCUGCUGCCUUGCGGGAACAUUCCGAGCGCGUUCACAAACCCACCGGCGAUGGUUCGACCGGUUCCGGGACGGACGAUGGUAAACCAUUCGAAUGUAACAUCUGUCGGAAGCGCUUUGCGUCGGUAUUCUUUUUACUGCAACACCAGCAAAAGGUAUACCGGCCGAAGUGCUACCCGUGCACAAUCUGUGGCCGUACGUUUGGGAGAGCCCACGACCUUUCCAACCACAAGACAACGCAUUCGAACGAAAUGCCCUUCGAGUGUAGUGUGUGUGGACGGCGGUUUAAGAACAAACUCUACCUGAAGAACCAUCUCAAGUUGCACACGAGCAAUGCCAAGGAUCAGGUGUGCGUCGAGUGUGGAAAAGGUUUCCGGACGAAGGAUUUACUCAAGACCCACCUCAUAAGCCACUCGCAGGAGCGCAAAUACGCCUGCAAAGCAUGUCCGGCCACUUUUAAACGGUUGCAGUGUCUGAAAAUUCACACUCGCGUCCAUACGCGCGAGAAAGCAUUCGAGUGUACCGUUUGUCGGAAACGAUACGUCCAGUCGUCCGAUCUGAAAAGGCACAUGCUCACACACAACCCCGGCGACGAAGGGAAACCGUUCCAGUGCGAGUACUGUUUGAGAAGAUAUCCGCGAAAGGACUAUCUGAAGGUACACAUCCGGAAACAGCAUCUGGAAAAAACGGAUAUCGGACAGGGGAUAUUGCUGCAGGAUGUGGGUCUGGGGGAACCACUGAAUGAGAAUGCGAAUGAGAUUGAUGAUUUCAUGCACUGUUAG